Molecule: messenger RNA, 2309 nt
Organism: Paramecium sonneborni
Lineage: Eukaryota; Ciliophora; Oligohymenophorea; Peniculida; Parameciidae
Source: the annotation of a GenBank genome assembly
AUGAGUAAAUCAUAACCAAUAUUUAUAUACGGAAUUACAAUUAAAGAUGAUAGAGGAAAAUUAAAAAAUUGUUAAUUAUGUGGAGUAAAAUUUACAAUGUCAGUUAAAGAACAUUAAUGUAAAAGGUAAUUUAUUUAUUUUUAAUUCAAAAGAUGUAAAAGAGCAGUAUGUGAUAAAUGUGCUCCAAAUAAAGCUAUAGUAUAAAAAGCAGAUGGAGUUUCUAAGAAGGCACAUCGUCUAUGUAAUUUUUGUAAAGAUGUAAAAAAAUUAUAUUAAAGUUUUUAGGAAAGUGAUUCACUAAAAAGAUUCUUGGAAUAAUACAAAAUAAGUUUUAACAAAGAUUCAUUUUCAUAAUAAUGGUUACAAUCAUUUGGAACUGAUAUUACGAAAGCUAAAAAUGUAAUUAUUAACAUGAAUUUUAGGAUUUCUUCAAUGCAUUAGAUGAUGCAAAGCUAUGUAAAGAUACAAAUGCAUAUGAUAUUUUUAAAGCAAAACUAGAAGUAGUAAUAAAUGAUAUAGAUGGAUUUGUUAAUUAUUCAAUCAAAGAAUUUAUAGUAAAUGCAUUGAAAAAUGUGGAACCAUAGAGACAAAAAGAAGUAGUGAAGACUUCUAUUUUAAAAGUUGCUGGAACACUUUUAUUAUUGUAUCCUCAAAUAGGAUAUUCACAUGAAAUAGUACUAAUUACCUAUUUUCUCCUUUGUUUUGCAUCUGAAGCAUCUGCUUAUAUUCUAUUAACUGCAAUUUAUGCACAUAUUUUACCAUCUUAAUUAUAUCCAAAGUCAAAUACUAAAUAUGAUUUAGUAAACGAAUAUGCUAUUGUUGUUGGUGUAUUAAAAGAUGCUCUUUAAGUUGAUCUUAAUGAUAUGACUGUAAUUAAAAGCUUUCUCUAACAAAAGUUGAAAAACUAUUUACUUACAUUAGGUAUUAAUCUCUUUUUAUUUGAAACUACUUUUUUCAUUAUUAGUUCAGUCUUAACAUCUGGGUCUAAUGGCUAUAUGGAUUUAAUGGCUUAAAUGGCUAUUUUAUGUUCAUUAUCUAAUUAGGAAUUAUAGAAAAAUAAAUUUAAUCAUGAAGAAACAGAAUUAUUCAUGCUUAGAUAACUUCGUACUAAUUAAUUAAGUGUUCUUUAAAAAUAAAUACAAAAUUGCGAUUUCGAAAGUUAUAAGAAAGUUUAUAUCACAAGUAGAUCUGAUUCUAUUUAAGUUGAUAAUUUAAUUUUGAGUACUAGAUAAUCUAUGAUUAAACCUGAUAUACAAAAGGUCAGUGAAAUUAAUCAAAAACUUUAAGAUCAAGUUGAUCGCAGAGAUCAAGAAAUGAAAAAGUUAAAUUAUGAGAUUAUUUAAUUAAAAGAUAAAAUAAAAUAAUUGCAAAAAGAGAAUUCUGCACUUCUCAAUUAACAAUAAAAUAAUGAUGCUGAACUUUAUAAAGUUAAAUUGCAUGAAUUAAGAAUUGACAAUUCUGUAUUAAAAUCCUAAAUUGAAAAGUUAAAUAAUGAAAUUUCCAAAUAUAAAUUAUAAAUAGAGGAAGAUUCUAAAUCAAAAGUUACAAAACCAAAAACUGAAACUAUUGAUAGUGACUAUGAAAAUGAUUUGGAAGAAAUAUCUUAAUUUAAAUUGAAAUAUGAACAAUAAAUUAGAAAUCUUAAAAAAUAGGCUGAAGAAAAAAAAUAAUAAAAUUAACCAAAUCAAAUCCAAAUUGAUGAAAUGAAAGAAAAUUAUGAAAAUAAAAUAAAGCUACUUUAGAAAUAAAUAUUUUAAUUAUAAUAAUAAAAUAAUAAUACUGAUGAAGUUAGAGAUUUAAAAAUAUAAAACCAAUAAUUGUCAAUGAAAUUGGAAAAAAUGAAAGAUGAAAAAAAUAAAAGUGAAUUAAUACAGUAAAAAAAUGAUGAGAUUGAUUUAUUAACUGAACUGAAUGAAGAAUUAACUAAAGAAAAUUAAAGAUUAUCUAAAUAAUGUAGAGAUUUGAAAUCUUAGAGUGGUGCUUCAAGUGCUUAAUAAAUAAAAGUAUUGGAAGAGGAAAAUAAAUUAUUAGAGUCAAAGAUAGAAUAAUAUAAUUAAAUAAUAAAGGAAUUGGCUACUAAUAUUGAAAAAGUAAAGGUAGAGAAAUAGAAGCAGUUAGAAUUUUCGGAUUUGAAAAUAAAAUAGAAAGAUGAUUUAGAGGAUGUAAAACAGGUUGCAGAAAUCAGAACAGUCUAGAAUUAAAUCCUAAAAGGACUUCUAAAAGAAAAUUAAACUUAAUUAAGUGAGUUGAUAAUUGCUAUUACACAAAUGCGCCAGAUUCUCGAAAAAUCAAAAUUAUUAAAACUUUGA